Liolophura sinensis is the source of this 1256-nucleotide messenger RNA. RefSeq lists its product as uncharacterized. The record is from RefSeq and is a predicted model, not a curated record. Gene Ontology annotation, biological process: proteolysis. Gene Ontology annotation, molecular function: serine-type endopeptidase activity. Lineage: Eukaryota; Metazoa; Mollusca; Polyplacophora; Chitonida; Chitonidae. The transcript has 7 exons. Bases 181 to 1071 code for a protein of 296 amino acids.
UUUAUCUAAUUUCGAAAGGAUAAUAUUCACGGAAGCAAAGGCUAUAGUAGAUGAGCAGUGUAUGACGCAUACAUAGCCCAUAUACAGGCAUGGUGCAGUGAAACGAUUAACAUAGCUUGUAUGUAGGUGAUGGAGUGUUGGCAUUGUCUGGACCAGCUAUAGUGGACCGGAAGAAAAGGAAUGAGUUCCUCAAGGAGAUGUUGUUUUGGGAUCCUGAUAGCGCUCUUGACCAAAGUAUCUUCAAUUUGUGGCGAUGCAUCGACAAGUGCUCUGCAUCCAAAUGGCCGAGUGAAGACGCCAACAUUUGCUGGCGAGUAUCCGUUUGUGGGUAGCUUGGAGCUUGUGUCCAGUGACAGUGCUCAGCUCCUCUGUGUUGUCACGGCCAUUACAGAGAAAUGGGUGCUCACUGUGCAUUCCUGCUUCUCUAUCCUACUGCAUGACAACGAGCUAAACCUAACAGUAUCGUUGCUGAAAGAUGCAGGUGGCAAAGUCAAAAUUCCGAACUUUCACUUGGGCAAGACAGACAUCGGAGAGAAAACUAUCGACGUGGACAGCAUUUUAUUGGGUCCGCAACUCGGCGAGGAUCGACUGGUCCUGAUGCGCUUGACCACGCCCAUCUCCAAACAGCUGAUCAGUAAGGUACAGCUGGGAACCAAGGUCACCCAACCUCAUGCCACGUGCAUUAACGUGGGCUGGUCUCCCGUUCUCUAUCCUGGUGCAGAAGUUUUAAUGUCGGACCCCGAACUACAGCAUGUCAGCCAGAAUGUGUCUGUAAGCCCCGCUAAUACAACGGUGACUGCAGAAAUCAAGGGUCACGUGGUCUGGGGGAAAACACCUCAGACUGAUCCAUCUCAUGAUAUAUGUAAGUUCGAGAGAGGAAGCCCACUUCUGUGUCAGGACGGCGGUUCCACCUGGAACCUGAUGGGCGUGGCCGGUAACGUUGGUGACCCAGAGAGUGACAUGGAAUGCUCCUCCCCUGAGGCCUAUGCUCAGUAUAUAUUAAUUACACCUUAUGUAAAAUGGAUUUUAUCGCAAAUACGGAAAACUGACAACCCGAAAGAAGCUAGUUAGAAAGAGUGGUAAGGUAAUUAAUUAAAUUAACUAAAGCUAAAAUUAGUUUAACAGUUAAUCCUGAGUAUCAUGAUCCUUGUAUAUUACAGUCAGAACUUGUGAUAUAUUAUACAUAAAGCAUUGCUACAUAUGUUUCCUAUCGUAAGAGUUGUUCAUAACACUGGAAAUCAGUUUAUGUUUCGUCU